ACGAGGUGUACGACAGCAAAGAACAAGAGAGAACGCCAAAGAGUUGGUACACUUCCACUUGCUAUGAGUAUGUUCAGAACGGAAGGAAUGUGCGGCACAGAAGUCGAUCUACUGAAAGAGGUUCAAGGGAGUGAAGGAAAAACGGCGCCGUCAAGUAAUAUGAGGAUUAACAUCUAUUCAGAAGGCGACGUAGUUGCUCUCAAGCACAACUACAAGAAGUAACAGUAUCAUUCCUGGGUUUAAGAUGGCUGGAACAGUCAGAACUAGAAGAUCCUCUUGUAUACCAGAUUGGGCACCGUGAUGAUAGAAAUUCACCUGAGACAGGGUAUCAUGCGGGAAUGUGCAGAUAAUAAAAGAUGGAUACAACUUCUGUUUGAGCCGCCUUGAAGAGCAACGCCUAGUUUCAUUGCUCCAGGGGUCAGUUGAAUCAGAUGAUUCAUCUGAGUCAGGUGGUGACGGAGAGGAAGGGGACAAAGCUCAGGUGGACAACUUUUCUGAAUUAGAUUCAAAGCUGGAACGAGUAGCUCUGGACGUUCAACCAGAUAUGUCCUCUGACAAUCUAGUUAUGAAGCCAGGAAAAGCCAAUAGUGGGCUUGAUGCAGAAAAAGCUGUUAAUCUGUAG
Porites lobata is the source of this 622-nucleotide messenger RNA. Lineage: Eukaryota; Metazoa; Cnidaria; Anthozoa; Scleractinia; Poritidae. The record is from the annotation of a GenBank genome assembly.